UGGAGCCAGGGGCAACUUUGAGUUUUCUCCGUGAUUUUAUUUUUUUCUCUCUCUCUCUUUAAUGUCGGCCGCCAUGACCAUAUCAAAGCUUUCCAUCGCUUUGCUUUUAGAGUGGAAAUGUUUACAUCGAGCCGUGUAGGCUCGUUUUAACACUUAGUUAUGGAUACGUGACGGCGAAAGAAGUUAGAAACUUUCCCGAUCCUGGGAGCGCAGCACAAUGGACUGCAGGCAGAGGAAGCGCUCCGGAGGAGGGACGCUGUGGAGGAUUUACCUCUAUCUAGCCUGCGUGUGCUCAGCGUCCGCUGAGCUCAGAUAUUCCGUAUUGGAGGAACUAGAUCCAGGCUCCGUGGUUGGAAACAUCGCGAAAGAUCUGAGCCAUACGGCUCAGAGAAUCGUCCAGAGGAAGUUACGGGUGGUCUCCGAGUCAGCGGUGGAGUAUUUCGAGGUGAAGCAGGCAACUGGUGAUUUAAUUAUUAAACAAAAAAUUGACAGGGAACAACUGUGCGAACUGAGUUCAACGUGUUCACAACAAAUACAAAUUAUGCUGGAGGACCCGCUGGAGAUUCAUCGCGUCAUGGUGGACAUCCUGGAUGUGAACGAUAACGCGCCGCAGUUUUCAACCAGCAACAUUUCUCUGGAGGUGUCGGAGGCGGCCGCGCCGGGCACGAGGUUCCGCUUGGAAAGCGCGCACGAUCCAGACGUGGGCACCAACUCCUUACGCACUUACCAUGUGGCCACAAAUGACUUUUUUACACUGAACGUGCAGACUAAGAGUGACGGCAGCAAGUUUCCAGAACUUGUUGUGGAUAAACCUCUGGACAGAGAGAAGCAGGCCUCAUUUCGCCUGUUGCUCACUGCCGUGGAUGGGGGUCAGCCGGAGAAGUCUGGCUCGACUCUUUUGCUCAUUAAAAUUCUGGAUGUAAAUGACAACGCUCCGGUUUUUGCCGAGACGGUGACGAAGGUGACGCUGUCGGAAAACGUCGCACAGGGCACUUUAGUUACGAAAUUAAAUGCGACUGACGCUGAUUCUGGCAGCAACGGUGAAAUAUCAUUCCUGUUUAGUAAAUACACACCAGAACGUGUUCUCCAGCUUUUCACUGUGGACUCCAAGAGCGGGGAGAUCCGUGUGAAGGGGGAUGUAGACUACGAGAAGGCCGCAUCUUAUCACGUCACAGUGCAGGCCAGAGAUGGGGGAUACCCUGCCAUGGAGGGUUCCUGUAACGUCAUAGUGGACAUCAUCGACGUGAAUGACAACGCCCCAGAGGUGACACUGAUGUCACCGAUCAGUUCCAUCAGAGAAGACUCGCCUCCAGAGAAAGUGAUUGCUGUCAUAAAUGCUAAAGACCUGGACUCUGGAGACAAUGGGAAGGUUACAUUAACCAUCCCACCAGGUUUGCCAUUUAAACUUAUUUUAGCCUUUGAUGGCCAUUAUAGUUUGAAAACUGCUGGCAGCCUGGACCGAGAAACCAUCCCAGAGUACGCAGUGGUUAUCAAGGCAACCGAUGCUGGUUCCCCACCACUCUUAUCUCAGAAAACCUUUGUAGUGAAGCUCUUGGAUGUAAAUGACAAUGCUCCAUCUUUCUCCCAGCCUUCAUACUCUGUGGACAUCCCUGAGAACAAUCCCCCCAGCUCCCCGAUUGCUGCUGUUUCUGCCACGGACUCCGACCUGGGUGAGAAUGCUCGGAUCUCCUAUUCCAUCCUUCCCAGCAUGGUCCAGGACUCACCCAUCUCAUCUUAUGUGUACAUUAACCCAGAAACCGGCCAAAUAUACAGCAUGCGCUCCCUUGACCAUGAGAAGCUCAAUGCUUUCCGCAUUCAGGUGCAGGCCCGGGACGCAGGGGAACCCCCAAGGGCAACAAAUGUCACUGUACAUGUCUUUGUUGUGGAUGUGAAUGACAACUCACCAGUGAUUGUUCAUCCCUCCUACUCAAAAGACAAAAGACUGCAGCUCACUGUACCCCCAUCUGCCGGCCCCGGCCACGUCAUAAAUAAACUGGUGGCGGUGGAUGCAGACAGUGGGCACAAUGCGUGGUUGUUUUACUCAAUCGCUCCUGGACCAAAUGUUGGCAUGUUCCGUAUCGGGGCCCACACCGGGGAGCUCCGCACAGCCCGCAAAUGGGCCGAAGAGGAAGAGGGCUCUACUUAUGACAUAACAGUCAUCAUCCAGGACAACGGUGACCCACCAAGGUCCAGCUCGGUAAACAUCACCGUAACUGUGGAUGAGAAAGCCACAGCCAUCGACGUUCCAGUGAACACUCGCCACAACCACUUCUACCACCACAAUGGAAUGUCUAACAUCACUUUAUAUCUUAUAAUCUCUCUCGCAUGUGUGUCGGGUGUAGCUUUCAUCACGUUUGUGGUUCUCAUGGUGCGCUGCCUAAGGCACCGUGACUCAGGACUGGGAGACUCUGAAUGCUGCUGCUAUGGCCGCCACAGGUCCAGCCGCUACCAUCAGAGGCCCGGCAAAGACCUGCACCUGCAGCUCAACACUGAUGGACCCAUACGAUACAUGGAGGUGGUGGGAGGGCCCCAGGAGCCACACACACGCACCUAUCGACCGUGCUACUCCACUAUAUCUAGUCGAAGCGACUUUGUAUUUAUGAAGACACCCAUGCUGAGUCAUAACAACACGCUCAACAUGACGCUCAGCAGGAAGAACCUCAUGAACUCAGCCAUUGAGCAAAAGCCCCCCAACAAUGACUGGCGCUUCACACAAGGACAGAGACCUGGACCUAGUGGUCCCCACAUGCCGUACGGUACACACAUACGAUGGACGCCGAAGAAUGGGACAAGGGCAACUGGAGGACCCGAGGUAGCCAUGGGAACUGGCCCCUGGCCCCAGCCCCCCACUGAAGCCGAGCAGCUUCAGGCACUGAUGGCAGCAGCCAACGAAGUAAGUGAGGCGACGGCCACCCUCGGGCCCGGCACCAUGGGCUUGAGCACCCGCUACAGCCCCCAGUUCACCCUGCAGCACGUCCCCGACUACCGCCAGAACGUGUACAUCCCCGGGAGCACGGCCACCCUCACCUCCAACCCUCAGCAGCAGCAGGCCACGGCCCAGCAGGCCACGCAGCAGGCGCUGCCUCCGCCUCAGGCCUCGGCACAAGCUGAGCCUCCGAAGGCCGCCCAGACCCCCGCCUCCAAGAAGAAGUCCACCAAGAAGGAGAAGAAGUAGAUGCCGGCAGAGAGGAGGCGGAGGCGCGAUGAAGUGAUGAGAAACCCAACCCCCCACACCCCACCAUUAGGUAUCUGCUGUCACAUGGACGCUGUUGGUGGUUCUUUGAAGAUUUUCUCCAAGAAUCCAAAUGUGCUGGAGGUUUUAGUGUUACUAACCCAUGUUGUGCUUGAAGGUCUAGUAUUGUUCAUGUAAUCUUUGUGGGUAGAUAUUUUUUGGAUGGGUAUGGGGGGUUGCUGUUGUUGUUCUUUCCCCCCCCCCAUUAUUUUCUUUAAAUGAAAAAAAAGAAAUAA
Poecilia latipinna (sailfin molly) is the source of this 3468-nucleotide messenger RNA. RefSeq names its product protocadherin gamma-A11-like. Gene Ontology annotation, biological process: homophilic cell-cell adhesion. The coding region runs from base 218 to 3175 and encodes 985 amino acids. The record is from RefSeq and is a predicted model, not a curated record. Gene Ontology annotation, cellular component: plasma membrane. Lineage: Eukaryota; Metazoa; Chordata; Actinopteri; Cyprinodontiformes; Poeciliidae. The transcript is spliced from 5 exons. Gene Ontology annotation, molecular function: calcium ion binding.